Molecule: messenger RNA, 417 nt
Organism: Centruroides sculpturatus (bark scorpion)
Lineage: Eukaryota; Metazoa; Arthropoda; Arachnida; Scorpiones; Buthidae
Product: mannosyl-oligosaccharide alpha-1,2-mannosidase IA-like
Exons: 3
Coding region: 1-417 (138 amino acids)
Biological process (GO): carbohydrate metabolic process; N-glycan processing
Cellular component (GO): Golgi membrane; endoplasmic reticulum
Molecular function (GO): calcium ion binding; mannosyl-oligosaccharide 1,2-alpha-mannosidase activity
Source: RefSeq, a predicted model, not a curated record
AUGGAUGAUGAAACACAUCUAUGCUUUGACACCAAAACAACUCAACAAUCGAGUGAAUGGCACUUGAAAGGUGAAGCGAGACCAAAAAGACCACAUCAAAAAGUGAUAGAAUCGUACUUUUAUCUUUGGCGUUUUACUCAUGAUCCAAAAUAUCGAGAGUGGGGAUGGGAAGCUGCACAGGCUAUAGAAAAACACUGUCGGGUUGAAAAUGGUUUCACAGGACUCAAAAAUGUAUACGUUUUGGACAGUCCUAAAGACGAUGUUCAGCAGAGUUUCUUUUUGGCCGAGACAUUAAAAUAUCUUUAUCUUUUGUUUUCCGAAGACGAUUUGAUUCCAUUAGACAGCUGGGUCUUCAAUACAGAAGCUCAUCCUUUACCAAUCAAAGGAAAAAAUGUUGCCUUCAAGGAAUCCAGUUGA